AUCGCAGUAGAAAAGAACGACGAAGAAACAGAGGAAACGAAAAGAAAAGAGGGAAAACUGAAAACCCUAAAAAUUUUCUUGGCCCAGCCAUCAGUCGUCACCCACACAAUCUCACUUCAAAGAAUUGUCAAUGUUUGGAGAUUCUCUCUCUGAACGACACUAAUCUCACUCUCUUACGGACUGUAUUGUGUUCGAAUCUUUGUUUGUUUUUUUUUGGAGGAUCGAUAUAACGAUAAUUUAGGCGUAGGAGAAAAUGGCAGCCGAUAGUUCGACGGCGGCAGCGAGCAGUAGAUCUGGUGGCGGAGGAGCGUCGGCGGAUUCGUACAUCGGAAGUUUGAUUAGCUUGACUUCGAAGAGCGAGAUCAGGUACGAAGGGAUACUGUACAAUAUCAACACCGAAGAGUCCAGCAUCGGCCUACGAAACGUGAGGUCUUUUGGUACGGAAGGGAGGAAGAAGGAUGGUCCACAGGUCCCUCCAAGCGACAAGAUUUUUGAAUACAUACUCUUUAGAGGAAGCGAUAUCAAGGAUUUACAGGUCAAAGCUUCUCCACCAGUUCAAAGUACUCCGUCCAUUAACAAUGAUCCUGCAAUUAUUCAGUCUCAGUAUACUCAUCCUACACCACCACCAGCCAGCAUGCCUACAGCUCCUAGCAGUUCAUUAACUGAGCAUGGUGCACAUUCGGGACUUACUGGAUCUAAUUUCCAAAGUGGUCUACCUAUGUACCAACCCGGCGGAAACUUGAAUUCAUGGGGCCCAAAUCCUCCUAAUGCAAAUGGUACUGGCUUAGCAAUGCCAAUGUAUUGGCAAGGAUUCUAUGGUGCACCUAAUGGGCUACCUCAACUACCUCAGCAAUCCCUGCUUCGGCCACCUCCUGGCCUGUCUUUACCUCCUUCCAUGCAACAGAUGCAGUUUUCUGGUUUUAAUUCAUCAUUGCCAACAACUGGAUCUGGCUUGCCAACUUCUAAUUUACCUGACUACCAUGCUUCCUUCAUUCCCAACACAUCUAGUUCUUCUAGUUUUACAUCUACUUUACCUGCCUCUAGCUCAACUUUGAAUGUACCACCCAUUCAACCUAUGUCUCUAAUGUCUGAGACGAUGAAUAAUUCUCUGCCAGCUAAGGAUCCUAUUGCAGUAGUCCCUACCUCAGCUCCAAACACUAGCUUGCCAUCUCUCUCUCAUUUUCCAAACAGGGAUCCAAUUGCUACAAUCCCUACAUUGAUUCCAAGCGCUAGCUUGUCGACUCUAUCCCAUCUUCCUACAUCUGGACCUGAUAAUCCUGGAGCACCUUUAGUUUCUAGCAAACCCAGCACAAUACCUAGCACUGCAACCUUGCCACAGCAACCCUUAUCCAAUCAUGGAACUUCUGGGACAUCUGGUCAAGUUCUUACAGAAGCACCGACGCCUUCACUCAUAACUCCUGGUCAUCUACUGCAUUCUGGACCAGCUCCUGGUGCUAUGCCCCAGACAUUACAAACAACGCAGAAGGAUGUGGAAGUAGUACAGGUGGCAUCCAAGCCAUUGCCAGAAACUUCACAGCCAGUAGUGUCAGAAGCUCAACCGCCAAUAUUGCCUCUACCAGCAAAUUCUCGAGCUCAAAAGCCAAAUGGAGGUUCUUAUCACACCCGGAACAAUUACAACUACAGAGGGCGCGGUGGGAGAGGAUACAGGGUCUCCCGCGCUGUGACAGAAUUCACUGAAGAUUUUGAUUUCAUGGCCAUGAAUGAGAAAUUUAAUAAGGACGAAGUGUGGGGUCAUCUGGGGAAAAGUGGUAAAUCACAAGGGAAGGAUAAAGAAGGAUAUGUAAGUGGCAGUGAUGAAGAUGAGGCGCAAGUCGAAAAUGGUGAAUUGCCAAAGGCUGUUUAUAACAAGGACGACUUCUUCGAUUCCCUUUCUUGCAAUUCCCUGAGUAACAACAAUCCAAACAAUGGAAGGACAAGAUAUUCUGAGCAAAUGAAGUUGGAUUCAGAGACUUUUGGAGAUAUUUCAAGGUACCGUGGUGGUCGAGGCCGUGGCCCUGGCCGUGGAGGUGGCCGCUUCCGCGGCUCCUAUCAUGGCAGAGGAGGCUAUGGCGGGUAUGGAUACUCUGGUCGGGGAGGGGGAGGAGGCCGUGGGCGAGGAGGUUUCCAGAACCGGGCCUCGUAGAGAUCCGAAGCAUGUUGGUGGUACAAUAAGAAAAAAUGGCAAAUAGAGUAAAACCUAGAAUUUGCUCUACUACAACAAAACCUAGUUUGUAAUCGCUGUGCAUUAUAUGAAGAAGGGUAGUUUUAUUAAUAAUAAUAAGAUGAGAGAUGAGAUUUAGGAUCCUUUUGUUUUCUUAAAUCGAUACUUGGCUGUACUAAUGUCUGUGAGUUUAUUGUGGUUGGAACUUUUAUCUAGACCUUAUUAUCCAUUUAUGGUUUGGAAUAGUUUGCA
Andrographis paniculata is the source of this 2413-nucleotide messenger RNA. RefSeq names its product protein decapping 5-like. The coding region runs from base 254 to 2143 and encodes 629 amino acids. The record is from RefSeq and is a predicted model, not a curated record. Gene Ontology annotation, biological process: cytoplasmic stress granule assembly; P-body assembly. NCBI's taxonomy places the organism in Eukaryota, Viridiplantae, Streptophyta, Magnoliopsida, Lamiales, Acanthaceae. Gene Ontology annotation, molecular function: mRNA binding. Gene Ontology annotation, cellular component: P-body. The transcript has 8 exons.